Messenger RNA from Phyllopteryx taeniolatus (common seadragon), 5184 nucleotides. RefSeq lists its product as uncharacterized. Bases 718 to 2790 code for a protein of 690 amino acids. The record is from RefSeq and is a predicted model, not a curated record. Lineage: Eukaryota; Metazoa; Chordata; Actinopteri; Syngnathiformes; Syngnathidae. The transcript has 3 exons.
CGCUGCGAUUAUAUUCUUUGUGUAAUUAAUGUAGUACUAAUGAAGUCGUCGCCAAAUUGGGACUUGGAUAGGUCAUGCGCACUAGGACACAGGAAGUUUUGUAGUGAAUUUAUAAUAAGAAGGGGGGGCGGUGCUGCAACUAAACAAAAAGAAAAUGAAGAGGUUACCAGCCACACAUUUUCGGACUGCCUGCUUGUUUAGCUUGGGGCGAAUAACAAUUUGAGACAAAAAUCGGUUGCACUUCGUUUAAUCGUUCAAGAGAAUAUCAGCGAGGGAAGCUUAUUUAUUUAUUAUAGCUCGCGUCACCGCAAUUUACGAAACUUCCUGGUUUGGAUUCCCGAACGUGAACAAUCGAGUAAAUUGGAGGGCCACUGGAGUAAGAUAAGAAGAUGAUUUUACUUGGGUUUAGCUGAACCUUGGAGAAAACUUUUUAAAGCCAGCUGGUAAGCCAGAUUGUGGCGUUCGUGGCGCUACGUCCAGUUUCCGUUCAAUUCCGACCGUGAAUUUAUGCGUAGGCGACGUAUUCGUUUGACCGUUUGCAAUUUGACUAACGGCGUUAGAAAGGACUUGAUACGCGCUCAUAAAUCACGACGUUUGUGAAUGCGAUACGUGCGGAGCGUCACGUGACCAAACCCGGAACACAUGUCAACGGACUUCCUACGUAUGCAAGGCUGCAUAUAUUUCACUGAAGUCAUCACAUAGUCUGCUUUCCUUGCAAUGCCAUCUGGAUGUGUAGACAAUCAAGGAAAAGCCUAUCCUGCAUGCCAGCAGCAUAGCAGUCCCCACCCCCCUAUUUCAACUCAGAACAAUCAGGACAUCUUUGAUUCAAUGAUCAGCUCUGAAAAUGGAAUGCAAAACCACAAUGAAGCAAAUCAAUAUUCUGGGAAGCCUAUCGUAGACCAUCCAUUUCGCUCUCAAAAUCCUGGAACCCACAGUCAACAGGAGAAGGCUGCAAGCGAUGAAAACAUGGAACUCGUUCUCACCCACAGAUCUCAUGGACUACAAAUACCCUCCCAGAUCACUGCAGGUUUCAAAUCGCUCUUCAAGGCCACAUCUUCGUCGGAGAAGUUGCGUGCCAAUUCUAAUCCUAAUCCCCAUUUGUCCAAUGCACAAUGCCAUUUAGCUUUGCCAAUGAGUAGUUCACCAACUACUUUGAAUUUUGGACAAAACAAAGCACAAAACCUAGACUGCGCAGGCGGCGCUCAUUCAGCUGUUUGUGGGCAACAGGUGUCUUCUCGUCAGGCAUCAACAUGUAGGGUUUUGCCAACUGGAGAAAUGGAACCACCAACAGAUGAUCAAAUACAAACCCUGAUUGCAGACAGGCUCGCAUACUUUAGGACUCAAAAGAACAUUCUUUAUGGCUCUACAACUAUCCACAAGGGUCCGUCCUUUUGGACAAAUAACAGAGACCCCUGUUCCAAUCAAAUCGUUGCUGAGCAGUUCACUGCUGCCGCUGGAAAAGCCAAAUGCUUGAAUGGGAACACAGGAAAGGCUGAUGGGAUACGUCCCAAAUCCAAAGAUGAUUUCACUGAUUCAGCAUCAGAAAAUCUUUCAUCAGAAUAUCGGCAAAUUAUGAUGGACGUUGCUACCACUUGCUCAAAGCAUCAAGGAGGAACCGACCAAAACGACUCAUCAAAAAUUAAUAAUAAGCCUGUUUGCGUCGGUGUGAGCAGUAAACCAGAACUUUUCCAAGUUGCACAUACCAAGUCAAAUUGUAUUGACACUGUUGCGUCAAAUAAUGAAGUAAAACAUUUUCAUGGUACUGCAGAUUAUGCAGCACCAAAUUUGAAGACAUUACAGGAGAAAGCAUUGAGCCCUGUACCUAAAGAUAAGAAGGAGGAACUGUCCCUUGCGCAAUUUUUAAAGGAUCCACGAUAUGAAGACAUUUCAGAUGAUGACAGAGAUUUAAAAGAGCCAGCAGUAUUUACUUUAAGAGAGCAAAAGAACAGGUUCCAAGCAUAUUUAGAAAAUCCUCAGUAUGAAGACAUAAGUGACGAUGAAACCAGUCCUCCAACAUUGGAGCUUCCUCCGCCAACUGAACCCAAGAGAAAGCUGUCACUGUUGAAAAAUAAAGUCUGCAGACAAGAUUUAACUGAAGUACAGACAGAAAUAAUUUCAGAUGAGGAGGAAGAUCCGUCAAAAGAGAGUAAAGAGCGAGGUGGACCAGUGACAGCUUCAGAAUCAUCAUCGGGCCUUGCUGCUUCAUGUUUCGAGGCUUAUGACUCAUCUAAAAUAAAUCUUCAGGAGCAUUUUGAAGCGGAUUUGGGUUUAACGCAAACAACGGAGUGGGAUAUGGCUGACAAGCAGCAAUACACAUUUCAAAAAGAGAGAUUGCUGGACAAUGAGAUUGAAGACAGCUGCGAUACCGAAGACAGUUGCGAUUACCCGACUGGGUCGGCGCACAACUAUUUGACCGUGUCCGAACGUUUGCUGAAGUGUUCAGCGCCACCGUAUUCCGAGGAUGACGAUUCUGAAAGUGGAGAUCGGCGUUGGCCCAAAAGCAGCAAACCAAAAAAGGUGGGGCGUAUGCAAAAAUGUGCUAACUUUAUGAACGUCCAACCCAAAGCCAACCGUCUAACUGAUGAUUUAGUGGUUUCCAAUAAAGUACAAAUACUUGCUUCGUCAGAGGAUGAAAAUUAUGUUGAACUGAAUAAUGAGAAGAUUGAUACCAACAAGCCAGUUACCGUAGGAAGUAUCAUAAUCCUGGACUCUGACACGGAGGAAAAAGAACAACACUGUAAAGCAUCAAAACGGAAAAGAUUCUCUCAUGGGUCCACUGGACAGUGUUAAUGACAUUUUUGUCCACCUUAAAUCGGGAUCAGCAUCUUCACCAUCAUCAUCUGCAACUGGAAUGAGACUGAAAGCCUCACUAAAAAGUGGGCAAAAGUACUUGGGUACUCUCUAAGUCUUUUAAUGCAUAGAAUGCAAGUUUUAUUUCAUGGUAACUUCCAGUGGAUAUGUUUCUGUUUGUCCUCUUGUCAGAAUAAGUGUCAAGUAAAACACCGUUAGUCCUUUGAUGUUGGCUGUUGAACGGCCGUCCAUCCAACCAACCAUGCAUGCAAUUAGCAUCAACAAAAAAAAGCUUUCAAAAGCUUUAAUUCAGUUUUGCCUGGUCAAAAGAACAUUUCAGAUAUCCAUUAAUAUUCUUCCUAUCCACAAUUAGCUUAUCAGACAUCUGCAAAAUCGCAAUAUUCUCUAUAAUUUUGUAAGUUAAAAUGUGAAUAUCACAUUUGAAAAAGCAUAUACAGUAUAUAUAGGCCUUACUGAGUCCGAAAAAAUUAAACAUCAUAGAAUACAGUUUUGUGUACAUUUUCUGAUUAUCGACUGCACUAUCUUGAACAGAUGUCAUUAAAUAAAUCACUCCGUAGACAAAAAUACAUUUGCAGAAGGGCUUUGUAUUGAUCUCCAAUAGUCAAGCAACUAAAUACAUUUACAACGAGAGGGUGUAAAUAUAUAAAAGAGUACCAGUGUAUGAAGUCAAAAUGAGAAACUGACAUAAUUGUGAAUGGAACAAUUGUGGUUCAGACACAGAUCAGAAGUUGUGUCUCCACGGUGACACUUUCCACAGGUUCUUUUUAAAUGUUGGGUCCUCUGUCAUUAGCCUAUCAGGAAGGUUAAGAAGCUCCAAUUCUAGGAUGGGGGGAAAAGUCCAAAAGCCAGUAUCUGUGAUGGGAUGGUGUAGGUUAGUGCCCAUGGCAUGGGUAAGUUGCACAUCUGUGAAGGCACCAUGAAUGCUGAAAGGUACAUACAGGUUUUGGAGGGAGCAACAUAUGCUGCCAUCCAAGCAAUGUUGUUAUUGGGACGUCCUUGCUGUAUUUCAUCAAGACAAUGACAAUCCACAUUCUAUGUUGGACAGGUUAUAGGUUAAGUAAUAGUGGAAAAACGUUUUAAAAUGAUCGAUCAUGUUCUCAUUUUUGUAUACAGUAAACCCCCACUAUAUUGCGGUUCACGCUUUACGGUGAUUUUUAUUAUUGAGGAAUUCCUUUUUAUUUUAUUUUAUUUUUUUUACUUACUUAAUCUUUUUUUUUCUGUUUUCAACCACUUAAGGCAAUUGACAGUACACGUAGUCUCUCUGGGAUGCAAACACCUUAUUUUUUGUACUGUAUCUGUACCCUUCCUCCCUUUUUCUAUCCAUUGCGCUUGGAUUCUCUCAAUAUAUUUUGUGUUUAAAUGUGUGUGUAUUGUUUUAAAAGUGUGUUUGAAGACCCUAAAAAAAUUUCAGGUUAAAAAAAAAAAAAUCAUAUUUCUAUAGGUAUUUCUACAUUGCGAAUUUUUUAACUAUCGUGGGCGGGUCUGGAACGUAACCCGCACGACGAAAACCUGACAUUUGAACAGAGGUGUUUAGACUUAAUAUCUAGUAUACCUUCCAUUCACCUCCUUUGUUAAGUUGUUUUACAGUGUUGAUUGUUAACAGAAAUGAAUACACAAGUUAAAUAUAGACUACUGUUUUUUUUUUAAUAGAACGAAUAUUCUUGGCGAUGGGUGCCCUUUUUUGGCUUGACGACCUACCUCUCAUGUCUGUACAUAUGCCUGUGCAAAUGAUUGAUGGACUAUUCGGUCACGUCUCCUAUCACUACACUCUCUGAUUGGCUAUUCAUGUCCUGCUGUGGUAUUCACUGGCAACCAGUCUAAUCAGCUGGGAUGGGUUCCAGCUCCCUGUGACCCUGAAUGGGAUAACUGGUAAGGAAAAUUGAUGAAAAUUACCUACAUUUUUUUGUUUUUUUGUUAUGAUGAUGAUAAUGAUGAUUCCCGCGACCCUCGUGAGGAUAAGCGGCUCAGAAAAUGGGUGGGUGAUGAUGAUGAUAUAGUUGCUAUUGAAUCUACAGCGAAAGUGUGGUACUACCACAUUUUGAGAAUCACUUAAUAGCAUUGUUAUUAUUAUUAUUUUGUUUUAAUCCAGUAAAUUUUUUAGUACAAUUCAGUUGUAUUUAACUUUUAAGUACAAUACAAUGUGAAUUAUGUUUUGAUUGAAUGAUUACAUUGUUUUCCCCCCCUGUGCACAAUGUAACACUGGGUUACAAUCAUAUGAGAUAUAUGUUUUUGGGACUAAAACUGCUGCCUCAUUUUGGAUGAACACCUGGGCCCAUAAUGCUACUGUAUUUUAAUGUUGGUCAUAAUGGUGGCGCUUGGAGAGCCAAGUAUUUUUUUCUUUUGUAUUGUUUUUUUUAGGCGGCAGCUGGUGUA